Messenger RNA from Hydra vulgaris (swiftwater hydra), 2804 nucleotides. Its product is annotated as anoctamin-7. Lineage: Eukaryota; Metazoa; Cnidaria; Hydrozoa; Anthoathecata; Hydridae. Gene Ontology annotation, molecular function: protein dimerization activity; chloride channel activity. The record is from RefSeq and is a predicted model, not a curated record. Gene Ontology annotation, cellular component: plasma membrane. Gene Ontology annotation, biological process: chloride transmembrane transport.
AUGUUUAAUAAUAUAGCAAAAGAAAUUCCAGAAGCUGUCAACUUUAUUAAUUAUGAAAAUCAAAAAAAUAAUUAUAAUGUUAACGUAGAAGUUGGCUCUUCAUAUUAUCAUUAUAAUGACCAAGUAUUAAGUUAUGGAAAAAGUUGUCACAUUGAUUUAGUUUUAGCAGCUGAUAAUGAUGGAGAUAAAAGUAAAAGUCAAAAAAGACACAGUUUUUUUGAAGCUUUGCAAAUAAAAAGACUUAAACUAUCUAAAAAGGCAAUCUUGUCAAAUGAUAAAAAAACAAAGUUUUGGAUUGUUUAUGCUCCAUUUGAUGUUUUAUGCGAUGCUGCUGAGGAUUUAAAGUUACAUCUUCCGACUGUUCAAAAUGAUAUUAAAGUUAAUUUAUGGUAUAGCAAAACAUUAAAGAAACUUCGGGCAUGUUGGAACAGAUAUGACCCUUUUAUAAUAGAAAACUCAUACUUCAAUAAAACCAAAACUUACUUUGCUGAUAUAUUUGACAAGUCACGGUUAAAUGAAUUUUACAAUGGUAAUCACAAGGAUAAAUUAUUUUCUCAAACUGAUCGCUCAAGAAUUGUUUUUCAUAUACUUGAAACAACAUCAUGGUGUUCUAAUUAUCAAAUUAAACGUGGUCUAAGCUAUCUUAUGCAUGAAAAUGUUUUUACUGAUUGUUAUCCAAUUCAUGAUGGUCCUAUUUCAAAAGAUGAUGUAAGGCAAGUUUUAAGUACAAGAAUAAAACUUUAUUUAGAAUGGGGUACUUUCAAGCAGAUUUUUAAAUACCAACCUAUUGAUGCAAUCAAAGACUACUUUGGUGUUAAAGUUGCUUUUUAUUUUGAUUGGUUAGGUUUUUAUACACUUUUUUUAAUUCCUGUUUCGUUUUUGGGAAUAUUAUGUUGUUUAUAUGGAGGACUUUCUUUAAUGUGGUUUGAGCCGACUAAAGAUAUUUGUUCUUUGAAAAACAGUUCUCAAUAUUACAUGUGUCCAUUAUGUGAUAAAGACUGUAAUUAUUUUUAUAUAAAUGAAACUUGUUUGUAUGCUCAAUUAACUCAUAUUUUUGAUAAUGAUGCUACUCCAAUGUUGUCUGUAUUUAUGUCUCUAUGGUCAGUGCUUUAUCUAGAGUACUGGAAAAGGCGCCAGCACAUCCUAUCAUACAAAUGGCACUCAAUGAAUUUUUAUGAGGAGGAAACUUUGAGACCUGAGUAUUGUGAAGCAGCUGUCCAUAAGCAUAUUAACCCAGUUACUAAAGCAAUCGAACCAUUUAUUUCCAAAAAAGAGUAUUUAUUCAAAGUGUGUGGUGAAUUAUCAGUUGUUUUGUUGUUUAUGUGUUUAGUUAUUGCAGCUACGGUUGGAGUUAUUGUUUAUCGUGGAGCUGUUUUUAUUCUUUUAGCUCACUCAAACUCUAAGUUGUUAGUAGCAUGUUCAGCUAGUGUUAUCAGUUUGAUAAUUAUUAAUAUACUACGAAAUUUAUACAAAUGGCUCGCAAAAAAGUUAACAGAUUGGGAAAAUCCUAGAACAAAAAGUGACUUUGAGAAGUCGUUUACAGUGAAAAUGUUUUGGUUUCAGUUUUGCAAUACAUAUUCUUCUGUAUUUUAUGUUGCUUUUUUUAAAAAUUCAUAUUUUGUUGGAUGGCCUGGAGACCGUAAACAUUUUAUGAAUGAAAAUAUCAGAUUAGAGGGGUGCUCAGAACAAGGUUGCUUUUUAGAAUUAUCCAUCCAGUUAGUUGUCCUAAUGGGUGGUCAGCAGUUAGUAAGAAACAUACCUGAGUUUGUAAUGCCCUACUUAAAAAAGAAAUAUAAUAGUUGGAAGCAUUUGACCGAUGGUAGGGAUGUGCCUAUAUUCGAGGAAGAUUAUCAACUUUAUCGGAUUGAAAAGCAUGCAGAACUUUUUUUAUAUGAAGAGUAUGAAGAAGUGGUUCUUCAGUAUGGUUUUGUAACGAUGUUUAUAGCUGCUUUUCCUUUGGCACCAUUGAUCGCUCUUUUUACUAAUUUAAUAGAGAUUCGUAUUGAUGCAAAAAAAUUGAUAACACAGUUUCGUAGGCCAAUAGCCAUGUUGGAAAAAGGUAUUGGUGUGUGGUACAACAUACUUGUUACAGUCACAGCGACCGCAGUACAGCCAAAUAUCAAGAAGACAGCAUGGUUUUCUGUUAUGGUGAAUGGCUGUGUGAUUGCCUUGACCUCGGAAUUUAUUCCACGGACUGUUUACAAAUAUAAAUAUAGUAAUAGUAGCUUAAUUGGAUAUUUGGAUUGGAGUUUGGCUUCUUAUAAUGUCAGUAAUUUUAAAGAGCACGAAAAGCCCUUACAGAAUCCUCAAUACCCAAUAUGUAGAUUUGCUGGUUUUCAUGAGUCUGUAUCACCUUAUGGUUUUAAUAAAAUCUAUUGGGAGAUAUGGGCAGUUCGAUUUGCAUUUGUCUUUAUAUUUCAGUCUGUAGUAUCAGGUACAUCACGUCUUUUGGCUUGGUUUAUACCAGACAAACCUACUUCAUUGUGUCUUAAAAUCAGGAGACAGCGGCAUCUUGCUAAAGAAGCUGAAAAGUUAUAUAAAAUAAAGAUCAGGAAACAAAUAUCUGGCAUCGAUGUCCUUGAGGAUGAUGUUUCAGAAAAUGGAUUUGCUACUGUUAUCUAGUUGAUGUUGCUAAGCAACAAGAUCCAUAGAAGAUUUUUGUAAAUCAGUAUGAAUCUUAUGCUUAGGCAGAAUAAAUUUGCUUCAUGGAUGUUUAUGGUUUUUAGUUACACUUUUUUCUAUUUAUUAUAUUUAUCUUACUUUUAUUUGUUUAACUUUACUUUGUAUAUUAAAAAAAAUUAAAA